AUGCUAAUUAAUUUAUUUUUCACUAUUUUCUCUACAAUUUUAUUAUUCUAUAAUUUUAAAAUUGAGAGUAAUGAAAUUGUUAAAAUUGAAUAUAAUGAAACAUUAGCAAUUUUUGCUCUUGAUAUGGCAGCAGCUUCAUAUGCAAAAAAUCCUAGAAAAUGUCUUAGAAAAGUUGGUGGUAAAUUAAAAUCACACUGGGCAUCUAAAUGUGAUUAUAUUCAUGAUGAAUGUUGGGGUUUCAUUGGAAUUGUCAAUGAUUAUAUUAUUUUUUCAAUACGAGGUACUCGUUCUAAACUUCAAUUAAUUGUUGAGUUGAUAGAAACUAUGUCACGACCUAAACAAUCAUUUCCUGCAGGUGGAGCUGUUGAAGCAUACUUUUAUACAGCAUUAAAAACUUUUUGGACAAAUUCAAGUAAAAUUUUAGUUAAUCUUAAAAAAAGAUAUCCAAGAAAAAAAAUUUUGUUUACUGGUCAUAGUUUAGGGGGCGCUAUAGCAUCACUUGCCUCUGCUUUGUUUAUUCAAGAAAAUAAACAAAUUUUUGGUGAAGAUUUCUUAAGAAAUGAUACAUUUUUAAUAACAUUUGGCCAACCACGUGUUGGUAAUUAUUUUUAUUCUCUUCAACAUGAUAAUUUAGUUCCCAAUAGUUGGAGAAUUAUUCAUAGAUAUGAUUUAGUACCACAUAUACCUGGAUGUUAUGAAUAUGGAAAAAAAAGAUCUUGCAUUCCUGCAUUUAAUCAUUCACCAUAUCAUCAUGGAACUGAAGUUUGGUAUCCAAUAACAAUGAAUGGUUCCUCUGAAUAUACAAUUUGCCUUGGUCUACCUAAAGAUGAGGAUGAUAAUUGUUCAAACAGGUGCUUCCUACACUAUGAUAUUAAUGAUCAUCUUAAAUAUUUUGAGCAUGACGUUAGCUCGUACGGAGAUAAAGGUUGUAUUGACUAA
Molecule: messenger RNA, 939 nt
Organism: Strongyloides ratti
Lineage: Eukaryota; Metazoa; Nematoda; Chromadorea; Rhabditida; Strongyloididae
Product: Lipase, class 3 family-containing protein
Exons: 2
Coding region: 1-939 (312 amino acids)
Biological process (GO): lipid metabolic process
Source: RefSeq, a predicted model, not a curated record